Triticum aestivum (bread wheat) is the source of this 1337-nucleotide messenger RNA. RefSeq names its product mitochondrial carrier protein CoAc1. The record is from RefSeq and is a predicted model, not a curated record. Gene Ontology annotation, biological process: transmembrane transport. NCBI's taxonomy places the organism in Eukaryota, Viridiplantae, Streptophyta, Magnoliopsida, Poales, Poaceae. Gene Ontology annotation, cellular component: mitochondrial inner membrane. The transcript has 7 exons. The coding region runs from base 310 to 1323 and encodes 337 amino acids.
CUUCGGCCACCGCCACCACGCCACUUCCCCCGUCCUACCUCAACAUUUAUUUUUAUUAUAUAUAAUAAAUCUCCGAAAAAAGGAGCAAGAGCAAACAGCAAAUCGACCCCCGUGGCCGUGGGAAGCAGGGCGUCGCCUCGGUCAAAUCCGGCGGCGGCGGAGGGGGAGUCGUGGGCCGCAAGGCUGGGCUGGCCUGACCGGACCGCCGCGCGCGUGACCCGCCCGGUGGGAUCCUUCGGGCCGGCGCCCCAGGAGGAUAUUCUUCGCGCUGGGGGUGCUUGAUUUGGAUGAAAGGAGCGCGCCGUCGGCAUGGGUACCCCCUCGCAGGGCUCGGCUGCCGUGGCGGCGGCCCGGGUCGACCUCUGCGCGCUCGACCUCAUGCCCGUCUUCGCCAAGGAGAUGAUUGCCGGUGGGGUCGCCGGUGCUUUCUCCAAGACUGCCAUCGCGCCGCUCGAGCGCCUCAAGAUAUUGCUACAGACUAGAACAAAUGAGUUCAGGUCUCUCGGAGUUCUGAAAUCCUUGAAUAAACUGAGAAAACAUGAUGGCGUCUUGGGAUUUUACAAGGGAAAUGGUGCCAGUGUGUUAAGAAUUGUUCCUUAUGCUGCAUUACAUUAUAUGGCGUAUGAGCGAUACAGGUGUUGGAUCUUGGGUAACUGCCCUACACUUGGCACAGGACCUGUGGUAGAUCUUUUAGCAGGCUCAGCAUCAGGGGGGACUGCAGUCUUGUGCACUUAUCCCUUGGACUUGGCUAGGACCAAGCUUGCAUUCCAGGUUAAUAACACAGAUCAACCUAGCAAUGGUUUGAAAAGGCCAAUUGCUCCACCAUCAUAUGGAGGAAUAAAAGAUGUCUUCAGAGGUGUUUAUUCAGAAGGUGGAGUGCGAGCCCUGUAUCGUGGAGUAGGUCCAACGCUAAUGGGAAUACUUCCCUAUGCUGGUCUUAAAUUCUACAUAUACGAAGGGCUGAAGGCACACGUACCUGAAGAUUACAAAAAUUCUGUCACAUUAAAACUAUCCUGUGGUGCUGCAGCUGGUUUAUUUGGACAGACUUUAACCUACCCAUUAGAUGUAGUCAGGAGACAAAUGCAGGUUCAAAGUCAUCUGCAGCAUGAUCAGUCUGGUGGCCCACGAAUAACAGGUACAUUCCAGGGGCUUAAGAUCAUCAAACAAACACAGGGAUGGAGACAAUUAUUUGCUGGUCUGAGCCUCAAUUAUAUCAAGGUGGUACCCUCAGUGGCUAUUGGUUUCACCGCAUACGACACAAUGAAGCAUUUGCUGAAGAUACCUCCGAGAGAGAGCAUAAAGCCUGAGCAAGGUUCUGCUUGAAGCUUCUAUCCACA